AAGUUCAUCAUUCGAACAUUGAACUAGUUCAAUAAACAUUCAAAACUUCUUCAAACUUAUAAACCUAUAUCAAAAUGUUCAAGGCAGUAUUUGUCUGUGUAAUCCUCAUUGUCGCUACUUCAGCAACGCAUUAUGAAGACCUAGAAUUGAACAAUCUGAUUGAGUAUGGAGAGUCACCUUAUGGGGGCUUCGUUGUGCCGUAUCCUUAUCAAGAUCAAUUACAAGAACAAGUGGUGUUAAAACCUCUUUAUUCUGAAGUCAUCGUGCCUGCAGUGCCAGCGCUUCCAGCCACUGCAGUAGUGUCUGAAGUAGCUGAAGUCGGCUUCUCAAAGCUUGGUCUCAUCACAAAAGCGGCAUCUUUCGCACUUGGUUUGGUGAAGACAGCCGUAUUCUUCGUCAUCGCCAAAGCCCCUGCUCUUAUCCUGGGAACGUUGGCUGCCUUCGGAAUCUGCAAGUUCACGCCUAUCUGCUCCAAGCUCUCCAGCGUGGAGUCUUUGUACGAAGUCCCUAUUGAGCUCAGGUCAUACGCUACCCCUGAGAGGCUGGCCAAGGCGACCGAGUUCGUCAAGAAGGCGAUUAGGAAGUACCGGUCAUUGCAAGAGGAACACUGAAGGCGAUUGUAGAUUAAUUUAUAUCUAUAGUUACGAGUAUUUAAGACUAUUUAUUGGAUGAAAUAAAUUAUUGAAACGAAA
Molecule: messenger RNA, 692 nt
Organism: Ostrinia furnacalis (Asian corn borer)
Lineage: Eukaryota; Metazoa; Arthropoda; Insecta; Lepidoptera; Crambidae
Exons: 3
Coding region: 75-611 (178 amino acids)
Source: RefSeq, a predicted model, not a curated record